Colletotrichum karsti is the source of this 717-nucleotide messenger RNA. RefSeq lists its product as uncharacterized. Bases 1 to 717 code for a protein of 238 amino acids. The transcript has 2 exons. The record is from RefSeq and is a predicted model, not a curated record. Lineage: Eukaryota; Fungi; Ascomycota; Sordariomycetes; Glomerellales; Glomerellaceae.
AUGUCUUCCCCUCCCGACCCCGAAGUCAUCCUCUACGAUCUCGCCUGCACGAAAAACAUCUGCUUCUCCCCCGUCGUCUGGCGCAUCCGCCUCCUCCUGAACUACAAACGAAUCCCCUACCGCACCAUCUUCCUCGAAUUCCCCGACAUCGAGCCGACCCUCCAAAACCUAACCAAAAACACGCCUACACAGUCCCGGCAAUCCACCACACCCCCUCCUCCACCCUCCUCAUGGACUCCCUCCCCAUCACGGACUUCCUCCUCGCAACAUACCCCUGCCCGCCUCACCUCCCCCUUCUCCCCCGUCCCGGACCCCGCCCUCGAGACCCGCAUCCGCGCCGCCUCCGGCCCCGUGCUCCUCCGCUCCAUCAUGCCCCGCGAGAUCCGCAUCCUCUGCCCCCGUGCGGCGGAGUACUUCCGGCGCUCGCGCGAGGCGGGGCUCAAUGGUGCGAAACUGGAGGACGUGCUGGAGGGAGAGGAGGAGAGGUGGGAGGACGCGAGGGAGGGGCUGCGCGGGCUGGAUGAGGAGUUGAAGGGGAUCAUGGCGGGGGGGAGGUUUCUGGGUGGUGAGACGCCGUGUAUGACGGAUUUUUUUAUCGCGGGGAGUUUGCAGUCUGCUAGGACGGUGGAUGAGGGUGUUUUUCGGAGGGCGGUGGUGGUUGAGAGUUAUAAGGUGAUUUAUGAGGCGUGUUUGCCGUGGAUGGAGAGGAACGAUUGA